AUGGCCGAACGAGCAGAGUUCAAUAGGAAGUGCACCAAUAGCACGGGCCCCCUUUAUUCGGCGGAUCUUUUUUUGGCGGCGACCCCGCGGAGCGGCCAAAAGGCCAUGGUCGGCCUGAGGGGUUGGCGCCUUCUGGGCCGUGCACGACGCCGAUCCACGGGCCCGCUCGUGGCCCUGAGCUUGGCCUUGAGCUCCCACUUGGCCCACCUGUCCUGGAAUGCCUUGCCGGGCUUUGUGGCCGCCUGGGCGCCGACACCGACGGUGCACCAUUCUGGCAGCCGGCUACUUGCGGGCUCAGUCCGCGCCGUGGCCAGUGCGGUGGAAGCAGGACCUGCCGUGAAAACGCUGAGCGAGGCGAGUCUCCAAGCGCAGGUGGAAGGCUUCUUCGCCAGGGCGCUGGCUGAUGUUGCAGGAGAAGCCAAGGUGAUGGUUGCGCCGGCGGAUCCGCGCUUUGGCGACUACCAGUGCAACAAUGCCAUGGGCCUCUUCAAACAGAGCAAGAAGGAGGGCGGCAAGGAGGGCUGGAAGAGCCCCAGAGAUGUUGGCGAGGCGAUCAAGGCCGCGCUGCCUGCGGAAGCCUCGGAGCUGUUCGAGGAGGUCAAUGUGGCACCGCAGGGCUUCAUCACGGUGAAGCUGAGCCCACAGUGGCUCCACAAGCAAGUGGCGGAGCUCUUCGACCAUGGCCUUCAGCUGCGGAGCAGUAUGUCUCAGCGCAUCGUCAUCGACUAUUCCUCUCCCAACAUAGCCAAGGAGAUGCAUGUGGGCCACCUGAGGUCCACCAUCCUGGGAGACACCAUGGCCAACCUUUUCGAAGACUUGGGUCACGAGGUGGUUCGUCUGAACCAUGUCGGUGACUGGGGAACCCAGUUCGGAAUGUUGCUGGAGUACAUGAGGAGGGAGGAGGCACUAGACGGCGAAGCUUCCUCCAUGGUGGUCAGCGAUUUGCAAAAGUUCUACCGCAGUGCUAAGGAGGCUUUUGACGAGGAUGACGAAUUCCGAAAGAAGGCGCAAACCAAUGUGGUGGAGCUUCAGAGUGGUGCCGACUGGGCACGCGCAGCCUGGAACCGCAUUUGUGAAGCGAGCCGGAAAGAGUUUGACACCGUCUACGGCAGGCUACAGAUUCGAGGCCUGCAGGAGCGUGGUGAGUCUUUCUACAACAAGAUGCUUCCAGGCGUCGUUGAGGAGCUGCAAGAGAAGGGGUUGGUGACCGAAAGUGACGGAGCCUUGUGCGUCUUCACGAACGUGUCUGAGACACCGUUGAUAGUCCAGAAGGCUGACGGGGGGUUUGGCUACGAUUCUACAGAUUGUGCGGCCGUGCAACACCGGAUCAACGAGGAGAACGCGAAUCGAGUUAUCUAUGUUAUCGACAACGGCCAGGAGCUUCACAUGCGAAUGGUCUUCAGUGCCGCAGAGCAAGCAGGGUGGCUUUCGGGGGGCGCUCGCUUGGACUUCAUGGGUUUCGGGCUGGUUCAAGGCCAAGACGGUAAGAAGUUCAAGACACGAUCUGGAGAGGUGGUUCGCUUAAGAGACCUCUUGGACGAAGCCGCUGACCGGUCAGAGGUCGAGCUAAGGAAACGGGCAGAGAAUGCCAAUAUCGUCUUGGACGAAGACAAGGAACGAAAGUUGAAGCAGAAUGCCGAAAGUAUCGGAAUGGCUGCCGUGAAGUAUUUCGACCUUCGUCAGAAUCGAAACUCCGAUUACCGGUUCUCCUAUGACUCCAUGCUGGAUCCCAAGGGCAACACCGCGGUCUAUGUCCUCUAUGCCUAUGCGCGUAUUGCAGGAGUGCUGAGACGGGCUGAUUUCGAGAUAGGCACUCUCUCUACAACCGACCUCGAGUUGACGGAGGCUCCGGAAAGGGCGCUGGCGUUGCGCCUCUUGCGCCUGCCCGAGGUCAUUGCACAAGUGGAGGAUGACCUUUUCCCCAGUAGGCUGGUGGAUCACAUGUAUGGCCUUGCGACGGAUUUCUCCAGCUUCUACACAGAGUGCCCUGUGGUUGGGUCGGAGCAGCAGAAGAGUCGACUGAUCCUUUGCGAGGUCGUUCGUCGACAGCUUGCUUAUUGCCUCGGUCUCUUGCGCAUUGAGCCCUUCGAGCAGCUUUGA
This is a messenger RNA of Symbiodinium necroappetens, 2100 nucleotides long. The record is from the annotation of a GenBank genome assembly. NCBI's taxonomy places the organism in Eukaryota, Dinophyceae, Suessiales, Symbiodiniaceae.